AUGGAGAUGAGAAAGAGGAAAGAGACGAAUUUAGCGAGAUGUGAAAUUUAUGAUUAUUCCACUUCUUCUAGAAAGAAGUACGAACGCAAAGGAAAAAUUGGAAAAAUCGAAAAAGAGGUCAGAAUUGAAGAAUGUAACAAUAAUGGGAAAAGUUCAAGCGGAAGGAAAAAGGAUGGGAAUUCCAAAUCUUCUCUUCCAAUUGGAGAUCAAAAGAGGGAAGAUGACAGGUUAAGAGGAGAAACUUGUCAAUUUACCAUUUUUGAUGAAGUAAUAGAGGACACACUGAAUGCAGAAAUGAAUAAUAACUUUGAAGAGUUUCUCGAAAAGGAAAAGAGUAAACAUAAGAAAUGGAAAAAGAAAGAAAAACAUCACAUGUAUGAUCAGAAAAUUAAUCUGACUAAUCAUGGUAAGAAAGAUAGUAGUAAGGGUUAUGACAAUACUAUUAAUAAUGUUAAAAAUAAUUUAACUGAUGAAGUGGGUUUUGAAAAACAGGUGCAUUACACACAUGACAAUUUACUCGAUGUGUCCACACCAAAUGAAGAACACGACAGUGAUUCUCUAUAUGAGGAACCUACUUAUUCGAGAAAGAAGAAAAACAGAAAGGUAAGAGACAACGUGAAAGCAUUAAUUAUGAAAUCAGAACAUACAAAUGAAAAAAGGAAGAAGGUCAAAAACGAGAUAAAUGAUAGAAUUAAAAAUUUCACUUAUGAAGACAAUAUCAGUAAUUAUGAUAUGGAUCUGUUUUAUUACUUCAGUAGUUUAGGAAAUGGGAAAAGUACCAUGUAUGAUGGAUCUGUCAAAACUAUUAGUUCGCAGAACAGAAAAAGAGGAUAUGCCAUUAUAAGAUCCAUAUUAGAUGAACUUAUAAAGAUAAGUUAUGAACAAGGAGAAAAAGAAAAAAAUAUCAAAGUGCAAAAAAGUACGAAAUGUAGAAAUGAUUUUUAUACAUCUGCAACAGGUGUGGAUAUUGAAAAUAAAAAUAGCAUAAGAGACAAAAUAUCUUUUGAACGGAUAAAAAAUUAUGAUGAAACAAAUUUAAGAAACAUGUUUUUUUUUGAAAAUAUUAAUAUAGACUUCAACGGAAAAAAGCUAGCUGUUUCCCCAUUUAAAAGUACCAUUAUUGAUGAUAUUGAUGCAAUAGAUAAUAAUACAAAAAAUUCAUUAAUUAGGAAAAAAAACUAUUGCACGAAAAGGAAAUUAAAACUACGUGAUCAUGUUAAUUACAGUAACAUCUUGACCUAUGUUUGGAUGGAGAAAUUGAAAAUAUGGGUAGAUUGUAAAAAUGACAAUUUGUUAAAUUCUUACGUUUACAUAAAUGAAUAUUGCAUUUCGUUAAAUUCAGAGGUUACGCAGUUUUUGUAUUUUCUUCUUUUUUGCAAUUCUUUGUAUGCGGAUUCGGAGGGGGUUGGAAAAAAGACAAGUAAAAAUGCGAGAGACAAAAAAGGGGGAGACCAAAUCGAGGGAGGAGAAAAGGAGGGAUGUGAAAACUAUCAAGAGGUGGAGGAGGAGGAUGAGAAGGAUAAGGAAGACAAUGAAGAUUUGGUAGCAAGGGAUGAACAAAAUCGUCAAGGGUGGCAUAAGCAAAACGAUAUAGAUGCAACAGUGGAAGGAAGGAACAGUAAAGAACCCAGUGCAUACUUUAACUUGAAGAAAAUUGUGAAAAAUAUGGAACUAGAAAUGGUAAAAACAGUGCAGGAGCAAAAUAUAUUUUUGAGUCUUUGCGCCCCAAUAAUUCACUUAGACUUCAGCAGUAAUAUCAAUUUUGUAAAUUGUUUAAGGGAUACCUUAGACUCAUUAUUUCCAAAAGGAGUAACCGAUGUUCGUAAUGAUUAUAUAAAUGGACAAAGAGAGAAUAGUAGUACACUUCACACAAGGAGAGGAAAGAAAGCACAGAAGGAAGUUAAAGGAAGGGAGAGUGAAGAAAAGGAGAAUGGAGAAGUGAAAAAUGGAAAGAAGGAGAAUGGAGAAGUGAAAAAUGGAAAGAAGGAGAAUGGAGAAGUGAAAAAUGGAAAGAAGGAGAAUGGAGAAGUGAAAAAUGGAAAGAAGGAGAAUGGAGAGGAGUUAAUGCUACAGGAACUAAUGAAGGGUCUACUAACAAUAUGUGAGAAAAUGUUCGAAGGUAAUUUUUUGGCUAUCAGUACAUGCAGUUAUUUAAACAGUUACAUGUUCUAUAGCUCAUCGAAAAGGAGUAGAAAUUUUAUUUUUAUAUAUUUCUUAUCUCAAUAUUAUAGUAAGCCCAUAUUUUUUGAUAUCAUUGAGGUUAGCCAUAUAUGUAAGAAGCUAGAGUGGAUAAAGUUUUUCGACAGGGUUGAAAAUGGAAAAGAAAAUGAAGAAACGUAUAUCUAUCUGCUACUAUGCCAAAUUGGAAAUGACAUAAAUAUUUACAGCAUUUCGAAACAUAAUUUUUUUGAUAAAUUAUACGAUUCUGUAAUGAAUGAACCCAAUUCAUUAGAACCAAUUGAUUAUAUAAGACAAAAAAUUGAAAGCAAGAAAUUUCAAAAAGUCUUUACGUACCAUAAUGAACAACCAUUGAGUGACUUUUCAUACUGCAUUUGUAUAAAUGAUAAUCAAAGGUUUUUAAAAAUUGCCUUAACGUUUAACAGCACCAAAAUAAAAGUUGUAAGUGUUUACUUGAGAGAAAUAAAUAAAGCUACGAAGGUUAAUCGUUUCAUUGAAAGGGAACAGACAACAAAUGCAUCUAUACACGCAUGUGCAGAUUAUCUGCGUAGUCAUUUUAAAGAUCCUCCAGUUGAAAUUAUUGGUCAGGAUAAUGACCUUGCUGUUUAUUAUGAUAUGGAGACUGAAGCGGUUGAAGUAGUGGAAGCUGAGGAGGAGGAUCUGCAAACAAAUGCACAGCGUUACGCGAUAGUAGUAAACAGGUAUGAACUAAAUAACCUAGGAGAAACAUCGUAUGAUGUAGGUUUUUAUGAAGAUGUUUUAUAUUUACAACAAGGUAUAAUAUCAGUGUGUUCAUUUUUUCCAUGCCUUAACUCGUACCUUCUUUGUAUUAGCACGAAAGAGGGAGAAAUGAUAAUAAUAGACAUAAGAAACAACAGAGAACUUUAUUUUUUUAAAAGAAAAACAGAAACAAUGACUCAUAUAAAAUGGCAUGAAAAUGGUUGCAUAUCAUUUGGACAAGAAAAAGGAUGCAUCAUACAUCUUUUUGAGAAUAAAUAUUUUUUAAAUAUUGAUAAACCGUGGAAUGUCGAAACAGAUAUUGUAUGUAUACAUAGUUCACUUAUAAACGAUAUGUAUCUAUUUUUAUUUGAUGAUGGUACAGUUCUUAAGGGGAAAUUGAAGGGAAAUUCAUCUAAGGUUAAAAUUAGUGAAUUAUUUUUGUGGAAAACAUCAAAUUUUCAGAUGGAUCCCGAUGUAUUAUUAAGUAUUACCUCAGAAGAGUGUGAUGAAAUUGAGUCUGUGUCACGUAUAUUGUUGUAUGAAUAUUUAUGGGGGUUACAGAAUAUUUUUAAAAAUGGGAUUAUUAUCAGGAGAUCCAAAUGUCUUGAGACAAAUAUAAACAAGAAAACGAUAGCAUUAACUCCCAAGUGUGUAUCAGUUGCUAACUUGGACAAAAAUUACCUAAUAGCGUAUGGAAAUGGCAGUGGUUUAAUUCAUUUAUUUUUAAGGAAAAAAAUCCAAGACACAAACAUCAAAGGGGGGUGA
Molecule: messenger RNA, 3663 nt
Organism: Plasmodium gonderi
Lineage: Eukaryota; Apicomplexa; Aconoidasida; Haemosporida; Plasmodiidae
Exons: 2
Coding region: 1-3663 (1220 amino acids)
Molecular function (GO): protein binding
Source: RefSeq, a predicted model, not a curated record